AGUCUUAAGUAUCCAGUUUUAGAUGCUGAAAAGGCAGAGGAAGCUCGACUGAAGAAGAAUAUGAGCGCCGAAAAAGCUAAAGCAUAUGCUGAGACUCUCCAACUUCUUUCUGAGCUACAGAAGGAUAACGAACCUGGAGUUAGUCAAACAUCAGAGGAAGAUGACGUAACACUUGCCAAGAGACUCGAAGAUAGGCUGGCUACAAAGAGUAAUGAAGUCAAACCAAUAGCGAAGUCGACCACGUCAGUCAUGGACAAGGAGAAGAAAAAGCCGACUAUCUCAGCCAAGGAGAAGAAACUUACUCCAAAAAUCACAUACACCCCUCAGAAGCCAGUAACUCGGAGCCACCCGCAGAAAAGAGUUGAUCCUGAGUUUGCUAGUGGCAAAGGACUGUCGGGACAUAAAAGGCGAAAAACAAAGUCCAGAACUGAAAACCCAGUUGGAAAAGAUUGCCCAACAGAGAAAGUUCAGAAAAAGGAUAGCGAGAAUGUGAGAAAGAGAAAAGCUAAAGGUGAUCCAAAUCUGCAAGAACUUACUAAAAAAGUGAAGAAUGCACGCAAGUUGUUGAGCCUAAGGAAAUCUCCGUUCUAUAAGGAUUUGAGUUCACAACAAAGAGCGCUUCUCUCUCCUUUUUUUGACAAAGCUACCUCAAUCAACAGUGCUUGGAAAGCUCCUGCUGUGAUUGGUCAUCACAUAUUAUCUGCAGAGACCUUUGAAGAUCUGCUACAUAACAGGGCUUUAGAGGGAGAUCUUAUAAAUUACUGGCAAUACCAACUGAAAAAAGCAUAUCAUAAUGAGCAACCAGUGAAUGGACAGAGAAAGUACAUUCCAGUACUCCACAUUGAUCCAACAGGCUGGUUUUAUUUAAGUGACCCAGUACAUCAAGUAGCAGCAAACAGCUGUAUUCUUACCCAUCAGGAAUAUGGAGGAAGGAACCAGGAAGAUUAUUAUUCCAAUGUCACACCAAAACGUGCAUUGGACGCUUCUUUAUGA
This is a messenger RNA of Papaver somniferum (opium poppy), 993 nucleotides long. RefSeq lists its product as uncharacterized. NCBI's taxonomy places the organism in Eukaryota, Viridiplantae, Streptophyta, Magnoliopsida, Ranunculales, Papaveraceae. The transcript is spliced from 5 exons. Bases 61 to 993 code for a protein of 310 amino acids. The record is from RefSeq and is a predicted model, not a curated record.